Molecule: messenger RNA, 1222 nt
Organism: Meloidogyne enterolobii
Lineage: Eukaryota; Metazoa; Nematoda; Chromadorea; Rhabditida; Meloidogynidae
Source: the annotation of a GenBank genome assembly
UCCAAACAAAUUUGUAAAAUCAAUGUUUUUCUGCCGUUCCAACAGCGAUAAACAACAACAACAAAACAUUAAAAAUCAGAAAAGAAUAGGAAAACAACAACAGCCAACAAAAACAUCUUUGAUUUCCCAACAAAAAGCUUCAACAAAUUCUUUAAAUAAUUAUUCUAAUAGUACACCCCAACGUUAUAGUUUAGUAGGACCUCUAGUUUCUUUAAGGCAUCAGACAAAUUUUGUUCGUUCCCCCUUUGUCCCUCUACCUCUUGAACAUUCCGUAUCCCGCAAAAACCUUUCGUUGAGAGAUGAUGAUCUAUUACCGUCGUGUUGGUUUCUAUCAGAUUCAGAGAUUAAUGAUUUAACCCAACGUGCGCACUACAAACUUCAGAGGCGUAUCAGCAGAAGACGAAGUUUGACUAGGGCAAACUUUCCUUUUGGAGAAACAAAUCCCCGUAGGGCUAAAGUUAUCGAAAAAUAUGACCGUCUCAGAAUUGGAAUUCGUCGUGCCCUCUCUGACCACCAAAUUUUAUUUAUGGAUCCACUAAAGGAUGUUGAGUGUGAUGGUAUUUUCAAUUCCAGACGUACUAAUAAUCACAAACGUGUUUCAUUUUCUUCUCCUUCUUCUUCAAAUCAAAAAGAAGAAUUAAACUGGAAUUUAAAUAAAAAAGAAAAACAAAAAUCAGUAAAACCAAUUCUGACACGUAGAAAUAGUUGUAGAUCAAAUAGAAAUAAUAAUGCUAGUACUUCUUUCCGAAAUAGAGUUGGAACAAGUUUAAGUGUUGGAGGAUGUCAUGAUGAUGAAAAUGAUUAUUAUUCUGUUAUUAGAAUGGACUAUGCUAUGUUUCGCGCCUGGCGUCGUGGUAGUCGUCUUUCUGUUGAUGUGUUAAAUCGUGCGGCGAUUUGUUCGGCAAACUUUGAUGGAGUAAUGGGAAGAAACUCUCAAACUGAACAAAGAUUACCUUUAACUGGGUGGGCAUUGGUACUUAAAAGAGUGCUCGCUGAUUGGAUUAAACGCCGUAAACGGACAAAUAAUGAGUCUGUUGUGAUAGGGGUUGAGGAAGAAGUUGAGAAAGAAAUAAAUGAAGAAGAAAAUAAUUCAUCCACAAAAAUGACCUGAAAAAAGGAUUUUAUAUUUACUUGACAUGUCCUUUUUUGAGGGACCUCACUUUCUUUUCUGCAAGAUGUUUGGGAAGCAAAAAAAUAAGUAAAAAUAUAAACAUGACAGCCG